This is a messenger RNA of Verticillium alfalfae VaMs.102, 1170 nucleotides long. RefSeq lists its product as hypothetical. NCBI's taxonomy places the organism in Eukaryota, Fungi, Ascomycota, Sordariomycetes, Glomerellales, Plectosphaerellaceae. The record is from RefSeq and is a predicted model, not a curated record. Bases 1 to 1170 code for a protein of 389 amino acids. The transcript is spliced from 2 exons.
AUGAUCGUGUCAGAACUCAGUCUGGGCUUGGGCCGUCAUUUUUACUACGUCAGCGACAGCUUCAGUGAUUAUCUCAAAUCCGGGCUCGCCGCGAGCCUCCUGUACACCGCUAGCCUCUUCUCGACCAAGGUCUCCAUUCUCUGUCUUUACAUCAGGAUAUUCUCGUAUCAGGGAGUCCAACUUCUGAGCAAGAUGCUGCUUGCGAUCGUCGUCAUCUCCCAUACGUGGAUUAUCACGAGCAUCCUGACGACUUGCGUUCCUCUUGAUUCCAUAUGGAUCAUUGAGAAGAAACCGUCAUUCUGUCACAGUUUCAACGUCUUCUGGGCUAACGCCGGCCUCAAUAUGGCUACCGAUCUUUUAAUUUUCCUUCUACCCCUUCCUGUAAUAUUCAAGCUUCGACUGCCUCGACGUCAGAAGUACAGCCUGUAUUUCGUCUUUCUCCUUGCUUUUGGCGUCUGUGUCAUCUCUGUCGUUCGCCUGACGAAUCUCUUGAAGCACGAAGACCCGUUAUACUUCUUCAUGGACGUUACCUGGACCGCCGUCCCGAUCGCCAACCUAAACUGCAUCGAAGUGCACACGGCCAUCGUUUGCGCCUGCCUCACGACCAUCAAGCCUUUACUGGUGCAAUGGUUCCCCUUCUUGCUGUCCUCUCGGCCACCGGCGAGCCCAAUGACAUAUCCCGUACCACGCUACGACAGACCUCUCACGAUCGGCACUCAGAUCACGCGACAUAUUCGACCUCCCCGUUACUCCUUUGUCAGUUCAGUCCACACGAGUGACUUUAAAUACGAUACCACCGACGAGGGCGACAGCCAACUUCAGCUCCCCAUCUUUGCGCCAGGCGACGGGGAUGGCCGGUUUGGGGGCAACAAUAGCUACCAUCUGGUGGAUCUUGAAAGAGACGGGAGCCUUCAAGACGAAAGGGGAUCUUCUUCGAGGCCAACCAGCUCGAGACCAUCUAGCUGGCCAAUACAGUCAUUGCCGCCACGGGCGAUUACACCAGAAUGGCCACUCAAGUCACCAACGUCACGCAGCGGGUUGAUCGAGGAGCGAGAAAGCGAAGAGAUUAUUGCGGUGCCAGAAAUUACCUAUUUACGAGAGGGCCGUCUUUCUCAUGAAGUCUUGCAAGAAUAUGGCCAUGCAAGAACAAACAUGCACGGAUGGAUUUGA